Messenger RNA from Numida meleagris (helmeted guineafowl), 1158 nucleotides. RefSeq names its product crystallin beta B2 (gene CRYBB2). NCBI's taxonomy places the organism in Eukaryota, Metazoa, Chordata, Aves, Galliformes, Numididae. The transcript is spliced from 6 exons. Gene Ontology annotation, molecular function: structural constituent of eye lens. The coding region runs from base 371 to 1030 and encodes 219 amino acids. Gene Ontology annotation, biological process: lens development in camera-type eye; visual perception. The record is from RefSeq and is a predicted model, not a curated record.
CAAAACUCCUGAAGCAGGGCUGCCGGGCCUUUGUUCGCAAGGGCCGCGCUGGGUCUUGGCAUGCGUUCGGCUGAUGCAUGCAAACUCCAAAUCUCCUUGCCAACAAACCCAACAAAGCGGGUGAGGCGAAUGUGAAAGCUAAUGAAAUAACUCCCGACUUGGGGUUUCGGGAGACAAUGGCCCGGCGGGUCAGCUGACCACGGUUUUCAUUGGGGUUUAAUCCAGCAUUCUCGCUUUGAAUCAUGCUCUAACUAUUUGGUAAAUAGUCCGGGCACCGUUCUGCUGCGAGGCGGUAUAAAUUCCACCCCUCGGCCCCAGCCCUCCACUGGCUCGGGCGGUACUGGUCUCACUGCAGCGCGCCCAGCUGAGCAUGGCUUCCGAACACCAGAUGCCGGCCUCCAAGCAGCAGCCUGCCAGCUCCAAGAUUGCCAUCUUCGAGCAGGAGAACUUCCAAGGCCGCUGCCAUGAGCUCAGCGGUGCCUGCCCCAACCUGAAGGAUGCUGGCGUGGACAAAGUGGGCUCCAUCCUCGUGCACUCCGGACCCUGGGUGGGCUACGAGCAGGCAAGCUGCAAGGGUGAGCAGUUUGUGUUUGAGAAGGGGGAGUACCCCCGCUGGGACUCCUGGACCAACAGCCGGAGAAGCGACAGCAUCACCUCCCUGAGACCCAUCAAAGUGGUGAGAGCACCCCGACAGCCACUACCCACCCGCCAGACCAAGGACAGCCAGGAGCACAAGAUCGUGCUGUACGAGAACCCCAGCUUCACCGGCAAGAAGAUCGAGAUCAUCGACGAUGAUGUGCCCAGCUUCCACGCGCACGGAUACCAGGAGAAAGUCUCCUCCGUGAGGGUGCAGAGCGGCACGUGGGUGGGCUACCAGUACCCCGGCUACCGAGGCUACCAGUACCUCUUUGAGAAGGGUGACUACAAAGACAGCUCCGAGUUCGGCGCCCAGCACCCCCAGAUCCAGUCGGUGCGGCGCAUCCGGGACAUGCAGUGGCACCAGCGCGGCGCUUACCACCCCUCCAACUGAAGCCCCAGCACCGCCGGGCACAGGGGGCCGAGCGCUGCCCCCACCCGCCGCUGCCCCCACGGCUUCGCCUCCCAUCUCCCUCCGUGUGAGUCACACCGCAACCGAAUAAAGCUUGGAGUUGCAAAGUC